This is a messenger RNA of Fusarium redolens, 1942 nucleotides long. RefSeq lists its product as uncharacterized. The coding region runs from base 350 to 1942 and encodes 530 amino acids. Lineage: Eukaryota; Fungi; Ascomycota; Sordariomycetes; Hypocreales; Nectriaceae. The transcript has 4 exons. The record is from RefSeq and is a predicted model, not a curated record. Gene Ontology annotation, molecular function: FAD binding.
GAAGCGUUGAGUGUCUUCUUCGUAUCCUCCCGCGGUUCAAGACCGGGUCGACGAUGGCGGCGUAUCUCGGACAGGUUAGAGAUGGCGAGCGGAAGUUGGCUGGUCGGCAUUGCAUUUGCUCACUCUAGCCUCGGUCGACCGGUGUAUAGCCAUGUCCGCAGAAGCCAUCACCGUCAUGCUUCGGCAUGUUGGUGACUCCCGACCAAUGCUGCUCCACUAAGACCAUGACACUUGAUGUUUUGUUCUUGACGACGUACAACUUAGCUUCAAAUACAUCGUCUUUGCUGGCUUAUGAUGACUGCUUAACCUCACCGCGUUGCGCGCUUCACACGACGUUCGCUUGAUCAACAUGGUUUUCAUUCCUCGCACCUUGUGCAUUGCACUACUCACCGCAUUAUUGUCCUACCUGGGCAGCGCCAGUGCCUUCUAUGACAGCGUACGGUCACUUCAGGAUCGCAUAGGCAUUUCAGGCAACGCUUCACACGGCCAGGGGUCUUUGCCUUGGGCAGCUGCGUGUGAACUACUAUCCUCAAUUCAGCGUGACGAGACUCUUCUCCCUGGGACAGCUGCCUAUGAAGGUGCAAAAUCCAGAUAUUGGGAUCGUUCCCAAAAGAACUCGAAUCCUGGCUGCAUCUUCCAACCACGCUCUCCCGAAGAUGUAGCCCUCUCCCUCAUCAUCUUCCAACACACCAAAUGCCCCUUUGCGAUCAAGAGUGGCGGUCAUGGUCAAUGGCACGGCGAAUCCUCGAUCGAUGCAGGUGUGACCAUCGACCUAGCCCGCAUCGCCCACCUCGAGUUGGAUGAGAAGGCUCAAAGCAUAAGUGUUGGUCCAGGUAAUCGAUGGGUGGAUGUCUACACCGCUCUUGAGCCGCUUGGCUUGACGGUCGUCGGAGGCCGUUCUGCUUAUGUGGGAGUCGGAGGAUUCCUUCAAGGCGGUGGCAUUUCCUUCCACUCAAACCUUUAUGGGUGGGCGCUUGACAAUAUCAAGGAGUUUGAAGUAGUUCUGGGCAACGGUACUAUUACUCGGGCCAGCCACACUGAAAACCCCAAAUUGUACAAGGCUCUCAGAGGGGGUGGUGCCAACUUUGGCGUCGUCACCUCGUUCGUUCUCGACACUCAUCCUUACACUGGAGGCUGGGGAGGGAUAUGGGCCACUACGCUGGACCACGAGGAUGCCGUUAUCGAAGCGUUCCUGGAUUACGGGAAACAGGUGGAAGAGGAUCCCAAGUCUUCAUUCGUAGCUUCGAUCCACUUCUACGAAGACCGGUGGAUUUGGGCAGUUGAUUUAUUUUACUGCGAUGGAGUGACUUCACGGCCCGCAGCUUUCAAUCAGCUGUAUGAGAUCCCGGCGAUCCAUCAGACCGCGGGCCCCAAAAGCCUCUCUAAGAAGACCUGGGAGAUGGCCCAGUCAUACCCAGAGGGCGAUUACAACACCAUGUGGGUUUUCUGCACAAAAGUAGACAAACGACUGAUCAAGGUUUACUCUGCUGCUUGGCAGCGUGAAGGUGGCAAGCUGGUUGAUAUCAGUGGCAUCAGAAUGACUGCGGUGGUCCAGCUCAUUACAACUCCAACGGCUUCGUUCUUUAGCCGACGCGGCGGGAAUGGACUGGGUCUUCCUGAUAACGAACCGUUCCUGAUGUUCAACAUCGAGCCCCACUGGCAAGAUGCCACGCAGAGUUGGCGUGUGUACCGCGCCAUGAAGAGAGUGGCUGAUGAAGUCAGUGCUGAGGCUAGACGUCUGGGACUUGCAGUCGAUUACACAUACAUCAACUAUGCCAGCCAGUUCCAAAACGCGUUCGGAAGAUCAUCUGAGGGAAGUCCUGCCGAGAGUAAGAAGUUUCUUGCAGAGGUGUCCCAGGAAUAUGACCCCCAACGGGUGUUCCAAGACCUGAGAGGCGCUGGAUUCAAACUUGAGGGGCCAUAUGUUUCACAGGCUCCAUGA